AUGUGCGACGAGCGCUCGCCGAGACGCACGGGCAGCCAGAAAGAGCCGCGCCCUGACGGCGCAUCGCUGCAGCAGGGACGAGUAUCAAUACAAGGACGAAUAUCAACAUCUCGUGGCGGCUCAUCGUCAUCAAAGCGGCUGUCGUCAUCGUGGUGGCUAACCGCCACCACCAGCCGGCCGCUCGCGCGGGCGAACAGCGCACGCGCGGGGCUGCCCGGCAGGAAGCGGCGCUCGACGUCACGGGCGGAAGACUUUGAAGUGAGGCACUUCGCUGGUAGCAAAAAAAAAACACCGGCGCCGACAAGGCGGCUGAGGGAGAAGGUGCACUGCAACGACGCCGACAGCGACGAGAAGGAGAUAGAAGAGCUCUGGAGUUCUAGAUAUCACGAUUAG
Molecule: messenger RNA, 393 nt
Organism: Prorocentrum cordatum
Lineage: Eukaryota; Dinophyceae; Prorocentrales; Prorocentraceae
Source: the annotation of a GenBank genome assembly